Molecule: messenger RNA, 609 nt
Organism: Lodderomyces orthopsilosis Co 90-125
Lineage: Eukaryota; Fungi; Ascomycota; Pichiomycetes; Serinales; Debaryomycetaceae
Exons: 1
Coding region: 1-609 (202 amino acids)
Molecular function (GO): hydrolase activity
Source: RefSeq, a predicted model, not a curated record
AUGACAAUCGUACCAUCAUUCACCCUUGGAUUCAUUCGUUGUAAAGAAAACAACAAAAUACUCAUGCUUAAUCGUAACAAAACACCCUGGAUGGGAAAAUGGAAUGGCGUGGGCGGCAAAAUCCACGCCAACGAAACUCCAUUAGACUGUAUGAUUCGAGAAGCACAAGAAGAAACUGGGUUAAUGUUGUCUCAAUUUGAACCAAGAGGGAUCUUAACUUGGGAAAUAUACAGCAAAGAAGAAGAGGAAUCAUCCAAGAGUAAUGGUAGUUCAAAGAGUGGCACCGUUGUGGAACGAGCUUUGAAACAUGCUAAUUUAGCUAGCACUGGAGGACUAUAUCUUUUCACCGCUGAUAUUACUGUUGAACAAUUUGAAAAUUAUCGCACACCCAUGGUUUAUGAUGAUGAAGGAAUUUUGUGUUGGAAAGACUUGGGUUGGAUUACAUUUGAAUUUAAUUUAGGAGUGGUUGAUAAUAUACGAGCUAAUUUGUCAAACAUCUUUGAGUCCAAAGAAGAUGAUUUGUUUCAAUUAAAAUAUGAAAAUACAAAUUUAGUUGGUAAUGAAUAUAUCCCUGGCGGCGCUGCUCAAUUUUUUGAAAAGAGGGAGUAA